Rhagoletis pomonella (apple maggot) is the source of this 601-nucleotide messenger RNA. RefSeq lists its product as uncharacterized. Lineage: Eukaryota; Metazoa; Arthropoda; Insecta; Diptera; Tephritidae. The record is from RefSeq and is a predicted model, not a curated record. The coding region runs from base 89 to 403 and encodes 104 amino acids. The transcript has 2 exons.
UUAAAAUAUGAAGAAAUUGUGGCCGAUGUCACUGAAAUAGCCGAGCCAAGUAUCAUUGUGAAGAAAGAUUUGAAUAAAUAAUUUAUAAAUGGAAGUGCCCACAGCUAAAGUAAGCAGUCAACAGUUUUAUUUCACGCAUGGGCAAAGAAAAUCCAUUAAGCUCGUCUAUGGUGGUUAUCAGUAUGUUAAGUUCAUGGAGAAUUCAAAAGGAGUUAAAUGGAUUUGUUCUACCAGAUCGACAACGAAAUGCAGGGCACGAGUACGCACCACAAAAAAUUCUGAGCUGGAAGUGCUACAUGCGAACCACAACCAUUCUUUCAUUCAAAAGAAUUAUGCCCGAAAAGUGGAUGGGGAAACCAAGCUUAACGCGAAGCCCGACAUAAAGCCAACAAAUGUCUCCUAAUAAAGGUACAUAAAGAAGUAAAAAAUAGAAAUUACUUAUUAGAAAGAAAAUUAAAGUUAUUUCAUGAUAUUGUAAUAGUGAUAAAUAAUAAUUGGCUAUAAAAGAUUUAAUGAAGUAAGAUCUUCAAAGUGUAGGAUAUUUAACAAAAAAAAAAAAGAAACUUGUUUCAACUAUCUGGAAAGUACGUUAACCGAUCGA